Vairimorpha ceranae is the source of this 351-nucleotide messenger RNA. RefSeq lists its product as hypothetical. The transcript has a single exon. Gene Ontology annotation, biological process: retrograde transport, endosome to Golgi; endoplasmic reticulum to Golgi vesicle-mediated transport. The record is from RefSeq and is a predicted model, not a curated record. Bases 1 to 351 code for a protein of 116 amino acids. Lineage: Eukaryota; Fungi; Microsporidia; Nosematidae.
AUGAACCUAAGAGAAACGGGUGUUAUUGUUAUAUUAAUUGGUAUAUCAGUGUUUUUGUUAGGAUUUAUUAUGCUAGCUGAUAAAGCUUUGAUGAUUUGUGGGAAUAUUUUAGUAUCCAUUGGAAUACUCAUUCUAACAAGAUCACGCUUAUUUAAUCUACUUCAUAUAGAUAAAUUACAAGGUACAGUUCUAUUUAUUUUAGGAUUUAUGUUUAUAUUAUAUGGAUUUGUGUUUCUAGGGUUUAUAUUAGAAGUGGUCGGUUUAUCUUUAUUGCUUAAAGAAAGCAUACCAUCAUUUAAAACAAUUUUAAAAGGAUUAAUAUUGGGAAGAGCACUAAAAAAAAUAAAAUGA